Pelodiscus sinensis (Chinese soft-shelled turtle) is the source of this 1285-nucleotide messenger RNA. The record is from RefSeq and is a predicted model, not a curated record. Lineage: Eukaryota; Metazoa; Chordata; Testudines; Trionychidae.
AUUGUAUACCCUUAGCUCUCUCCUGCCUUUUAAUAUUUAGUGAUUUUUUUCUCUUUUCUUCACAAUCUACACCCCACUCUUAUUUAGUUUCCCUUGUUCGUUGCUUGUUUCUCCUUUUUUCUUGAAUUUAAAAACAAACACAUUAGCAAAGAUUGCAGUUUAGAACAGUUUAUGUUGCUAAGCAACAACCUGCCUUUCAGUGCAACCUACUUUCCAUAUAAGCUCCCCUGUGUUGUAUCGUGAUCCAUGCUCCUCGUCUAUAGUUAUGUAGCAGUCUUACAUGUCAGUUUCACUUGCCUGUUUUCAGAUGGUGUCCAUGGAGCUGGAGAUUGUCAGGUUUGGCCAAUAUACCUGGCAGACGGGCAUUGCUGGCACUUGAUGAGACUGUCCAGUUUGGCCAAUAUACAUGGCAGAGGGGCAUUGCUGGCAACUGAUGGCAUAGAUCACAUGAGAAAGUGGCCUCUUUAUGCAAAGUUGAGCAGACACUCUUUUCAAGCAUCAGUAUCUGUGCAUGCAGGUAUGCUGGAGGAUGAAAAAUCAACUCAGACCUGUAUCCCCAUGUCUUCAACUGCAAGUGGAAUAAUUAACACUGAGAAGAAAACUAGCUGUGGUACUCAGUGUACAAAACCUAUGGCCCAUGCCUCUGGAACUGUAACACAGAAACAGAAUGGCUUCAGAACAACAGAGGCUAAAUGGGACACCAAGAAAAUGCCCACAAAAGAAGUUACCAUUAAUGUUACAAAAAGCAUCAGACAAAUUGACAGCGACAGAAGAAUCACAAAAAAUUGUGUCAAUUAAUGAAUUAAAGCGAAGAUGGACCUGACAAUACUUUGCUGCACUUUAACUGUGACUGAUCACUUAAAAUUUGAAGAUGUUCUGUGUUGAAUACAAUGGGCAACGGCUGUUGAGUGCCUUGAGACACAUUGUCUUAACUAGCAGUAAACAGCUGUGAACACUGUUGGAUGUUCAGCCAUGAAUUUCUCUUGCAAUGGCACUGUACAAAAAUAUAGCAAAAUGUGUGCCAUUCAUGUUUCUCUUUCCCAGUCCUCUGCUAUCUAACUGUAGUUUUUCUAUGCUGCAUUGCUGUUAGAAUGAGAUUGGACAAUUAGAGCUGCAGUUCAUCUCACUUUGAAACAGAGAAAGAAUUAAUCUAUGUUAUUAGUAAGUAGCCUGAAAUGUGUUAUCUUCAGUUUUACCAAGUUAAAUAUCUGACUUUCAUUAAAAAAAAAAAAAACCUCAACUCCAGACAUCUCAGAAGUAAACACAAAUGGCUUCCAAUUUUAAA